AAAGUUAAAUAACAUUGAGUUUGUCACUGAAACUUAAAAUAUGGAAAAGGAGUAUAACCAUAGUGACGUCACAGAAGAAUUUAUUGGAAAUAAAGGAGGAGAACUUGCUGAUGACGUCAUACCAAUGGGAUUAAUCCUGUUCUACGCCGUUAUGUUUGUGAUAUCAAUGGUUUUUCUAUAUUUGAGUUGGAUCGUCUUUGUGAGAUACGUCAUGCCACGUGACGGCUACGUCACAGAAGAACUGAAGUUAAAAAUUCACAGAAUUGUGGUUAGGCAUGGGAAGAAACAGCCUGUUCUACUAGAAGUUUCCGUGGGAGAUUCACACAGCAAUGGGCCUCUCAUACCUUAGAAAUGACCGGGCCCACACCUCGGUCUGUUAUUGACCGUUACUUGCCAAACGAGCAUACAGUCAAGUAACUAAUGACGAAGAAGAAACCCAUGCAGCUGAAACAAACAAUCACCGACGCCCUGCUUUUCACAUAUUAUAUAAUACCACCACUCGCCACAUUAUAUUUAAUAAGAGUGCGUGCGUUAUUCCAAAGCAAUUCAACACGCGUCAUAAGGCAAUUAUGUAUCCGUGCAGGUCCACCCAUUGCUCAAACAGAACUCCAAAUGAUUAAAUUUCCCGCAAAGUUGAUUGUUGAGGUUUUACAUCUACGUAGGUCCUUUGGAGUCAUACGCACCCCAAACUAUAUCCUUUCUUUGUAACUGUUGAUCAUUUAUGAACUCUUGCACAAAAUCAAAUAUAAAUCAUGAGCGCACACGGUAA
Ciona intestinalis (vase tunicate) is the source of this 769-nucleotide messenger RNA. RefSeq lists its product as uncharacterized. Lineage: Eukaryota; Metazoa; Chordata; Ascidiacea; Phlebobranchia; Cionidae. The record is from RefSeq and is a predicted model, not a curated record.